CUUCUGUCCAGGUGACGCGCACAGGGACGGGCUUCAGUUGACACGAGCUUGAGAAGAAUUACUGACGUUUUGUUUGUUUUUGGCAUAAUGAUAUUUAUAAUAUGCCUCCCAAGAAACAGCACAGUACUGCGGACGUGAUCGACGUCAUUUUUGGGUCCAGUGAUGAGAACAGCGGAUCUGGAUUGGAAAGCGCAUUUACCAGUAACGAGCAUAAAGAGGACAGUGCUGGAGACACUGAGCCACAGGAAACUGAAAGUCUGUCCAGCCUGUUUGUUCAGCGGGACAUCUCUGCUGAGCUGAAGAGUCUGAGCGAUCUGGUUAAUCAACAAGGAACAACAUUACUGGAGCUGAAAUCAGAGCUGCUGAAGAUGCAGAAAGAGAACACAGCACAAGAAACAGAGCUCUCUGAUAUGAAGACCAGACUAGCGGUCAGUGAGCAAGAGGUGGAAAACCUGAAGAAGGAGAACACAGAGAGGCCGAAGGUGGCGUUCUCAGCUGCUCUGACUGAUUCUGGAACAGUGGGACCGUUCAGUGUUCAGACUCAACUGGUCUUCAAAAAAGUAAUCACAAAUGUUGGCAAAGCUUACAACUCAAACACUGAAGUUUUCACAGCUCCAGUGAAGGGAAUCUACUAUUUCAGGUUCACGGCUCUGGGCUUCAUGCACUCCAAUGCCAUGUCUGUUAAUUUACAUAAGAAUCAGCAAACUCUAAUGCACAUUGGUUCUUAUAACACCCACGGGUAUCAUGAGUUUAUAAGCAGUGGCCUCACGCUGGAGCUGGAGGUGGGAGAUGAGAUUUACACCAGUCUAUCAGCAACCUACAAACUUUAUGAUAACUCAAAUAACUCAACAACUUUUACGGGCUUUCUGCUUUACCCUGUGUGAGUGCCUUUCAUGGUAAACUCACAGAACAAAUUAUUUAAAAAAAAAAAUUGAAGGCUUUUUCAUGAGUUUUUCCAUGUGAUCAAUUUUACACAGCAAAAUUAACAUAAAUAUAGAUGAUUUUAACUUUUUUUUUAUGUAAAAAAUGGUAAGUGGGUUGUUUUGUGUUUUUUAAAAUUUGUUCAUGUUAAACAGACAUAGAAGUUUUUAUAUUUAAGCCCCUGUACUAAAGCAGUAGAUGUUUGAAUUUGGUUGUGGCCACUGUAAACGAGUAGCAUCCAUCUGUAGCAUAAACUUUAACAUCCAUCAUGCAGACUUUCAGAAAUGAGAAUAGGUAAGAAAUCAACUCUCACUAAAAAACUGCAGUACUGUAUAUAAAUACAGUAUAUACUGUAGUACCCUAUUGCCUGUGGGUUGUUCUUUAGGACUGUAAAAAUAAAAUAUGUCUCAAUUAUUUGGGAAAUGUAUUCGUACCAUAAGUUCCUAAACAGUAUUUACAUUAUUUAACUGUUAGUAUAGUUAAUUCUUUUAAUAUCUGAAUUGGCCAUGCUAGGCGAUAUUUACCUGCUGCUUGUUCAGGGAAAACAGUGCUUGUGAUGUGGAUGAGAUGCUGUGGCCAGACCAAAACAGUUUUUUGUCUGUUUUAAAUUCUUCUGUUGUUUUGUAUGUAGACCACACUGUACAUGCAGCUGUGUGUUGGCUGGGAUGUACAUUGUGUACAUUGUUUUUGUGGUAAAAUACAAAUAUAUAUAUAUAUAUAUUUGUGUGUUCUGAGUAUAAAAACAACAUUCUAAAAUAUUUUACAACACAGUU
This is a messenger RNA of Astyanax mexicanus (Mexican tetra), 1694 nucleotides long. Its product is annotated as complement C1q-like protein 2. The transcript is spliced from 5 exons. Bases 102 to 884 code for a protein of 260 amino acids. NCBI's taxonomy places the organism in Eukaryota, Metazoa, Chordata, Actinopteri, Characiformes, Acestrorhamphidae. The record is from RefSeq and is a predicted model, not a curated record. Gene Ontology annotation, molecular function: protein binding.